Molecule: messenger RNA, 942 nt
Organism: Arachis stenosperma
Lineage: Eukaryota; Viridiplantae; Streptophyta; Magnoliopsida; Fabales; Fabaceae
Product: PHD finger-like domain-containing protein 5A
Exons: 2
Coding region: 196-528 (110 amino acids)
Biological process (GO): mRNA splicing, via spliceosome
Cellular component (GO): U12-type spliceosomal complex; U2 snRNP; precatalytic spliceosome
Source: RefSeq, a predicted model, not a curated record
CAAAUAACAUAAAAUUUUUUAUAUUAACUUAAAAAUGGCCAGUUCGAGUUUUGUUCCUAACUUAGUUUUUCUCCUCCUUGGCUUCAGCAAAGUCGGCAACAUUCCUUGAAGACUAAAGGCUCCUCUUGGCAGCACAGAUUUACUUGCAGGUUAUAUUAUAUAUAUAUACUCAGCAUUUAGCAGGCUGUUGAAAUUAUGGCCAAGCAUCAUCCUGAUUUGAUUAUGUGCCGGAAACAGCCUGGAAUCGCCAUUGGAAGACUUUGUGAGAAAUGCGACGGCAAGUGUGUCAUAUGCGACUCUUACGUGCGUCCUUGUACACUUGUCCGGGUUUGCGAUGAAUGCAACUAUGGAUCAUUUCAAGGUCGCUGCGUAAUAUGUGGAGGGGUAGGGAUAUCUGAUGCCUACUACUGCAAGGAAUGCACACAGCAAGAGAAAGAUAGGGAUGGCUGCCCCAAAAUUGUUAAUUUAGGGAGUGCCAAAACCGAUCUAUUCUAUGAACGCAAAAAGUAUGGCUUUAAGAAACGAUGAUGGGUGUGUAAUUCUUUUUUUUCCUCCCAAUAUUUGUAUCUUUUCCCUAAACUUAUCAUAAAUUCAUAACCAUGGGAUUUGAGAGCUUGAGCACAGACUAUUAUGUUGCAAAAUUGUUUGUAAUGUGAGUGCAUGACUAGUGUACCACUCACGGAUCACACAAUAUAAUUGUUGGAAAUUUAAACUCUGUUAGGUGCAAUCUUGUGACUUGUCAGCAUCUCUGAAGAUUACUCUGGAAAAGUAUUCCAUGAUUAGUAAUAUGUUUUACAUUUUUCAAUAUUGUAAUAUUAUGUCUUUAUCUGCUGUAAUGUUUGAUGACCAUAUAAUGCUCAUGUUUUUAUUGCUUAAUUCUAGAGGGUAGGGAUAACCUUGUAUGCAAUAUACCAAAGUCCAAAAUAGAUGAAUGAAUGUUAC